Messenger RNA from Podospora pseudopauciseta, 284 nucleotides. RefSeq lists its product as uncharacterized. The record is from RefSeq and is a predicted model, not a curated record. NCBI's taxonomy places the organism in Eukaryota, Fungi, Ascomycota, Sordariomycetes, Sordariales, Podosporaceae. The coding region runs from base 1 to 216 and encodes 71 amino acids. The transcript has 2 exons.
AUGCUUCAAGACGGAGGCGGCGUCAUCCGCAUCUCCCACAACACGGAGGAGGACUCAACCGUCACCAUCCACCUCGACCUCACCAAGUUCGUCUCGCACGGUAAACCCGCUGCGGGCCGCUACCUCUUGCACCUGCAUAUCUGGCGCUGCGCUCCAAAUUUCUCAGCUCGCAAGGACUUAUACGAGCCUCUUUGUGCCGUCGAGGAUAAUGAUUAGAUUUGAGCUUGCGUAGUCAGCGGCAAGAAUCAAUGACAUGUCAAACAGAGAGAAAUAUCAAAGAAGAA